AUGUCUUUCGCCGACCCAGUGCUGUUCAAGAUCCCCCUCCUUCUCAUGACCGCCUACGCCAACUUCAUCACCUUCACGCCCCCCAAUCCCCGCACGGAGCCCGAAGAGCGGACCAAGUACUCCAGCGUGAAGUACAUCGUCCGCCAAGUCCGUCCACCCUGGGUCCGCGCCCUCGAAAAGACCAUCACCCAGUCCUUCAUCCUCUUCGAAGUCGCGACCAUCCUCGCGACCUACUUCCCCCUCCCCGUCGCCGAGCGCAUCCUCCCCACGCUCGCCUGGCGCCCCGCUGCCUCCGCGCUCGGCGUGCGCCUCACCCCGCUCUUCCUCCUCGGCGCGGCCCUGUGCGCGGUCGGCGGCGCGCUCCGCCUGCUCUGCUACCGCGCGCUCGGCCGGCACUUCACCUUCGAGCUGUCGCUCCGGCGCAACCACCAGCUCGUCACCGACGGGCCCUACGCGGUCGUCCGGCACCCGAGCUACACGGCGCUCAUCAUGGUCACCGUCGGGACGCUGCUCUGCCUGGUGGGCGGGGGGUCGUGGCUCGCGGAGAGCGGGAUCAUGCACACGCUCGUGGGGCAGUUGCUCGUCGCGAUGUGGGCCGCGGAGGUGGCGUGGAUCCCGGUGGUGAUGAUCAUGCGCGUGGACACGGAGGACGAGAUUUUGCGGAAGGAGUUCAAGGACGAGUGGACGGCGUGGGCGCAGAGGACGCCGUACAAGCUCGUCCCGGGGGUGUUGUGA
Molecule: messenger RNA, 735 nt
Organism: Epithele typhae
Lineage: Eukaryota; Fungi; Basidiomycota; Agaricomycetes; Polyporales; Epitheliaceae
Exons: 2
Coding region: 1-735 (244 amino acids)
Biological process (GO): C-terminal protein methylation
Cellular component (GO): membrane; endoplasmic reticulum
Molecular function (GO): protein C-terminal S-isoprenylcysteine carboxyl O-methyltransferase activity
Source: RefSeq, a predicted model, not a curated record